AUGCUCCGUCUGGCCAGAAAGGGAUUCGCGCAAAAUAUUGCACGUGCAUACGCCAAGGAUGUGAAGUUCGGAGGAGAAGGGCGACAAGCCAUGAUCGCCGGUGUCAAUCUUCUUGCCGACGCUGUUUCGGUCACAAUGGGUCCUAAGGUAUAGCAGAUAAAUACAUUUUUCAAUUUUAUGUGAUAAACUUUUUUUCAGGGACGAAACGUUAUCAUUGAGCAAUCGUGGGGCAGUCCUAAGAUUACCAAGGAUGGAGUAACUGUUGCUAAGUCUAUCGAUCUCAAGGACAAAUACCAGAACAUGGGAGCUAAACUAAUUCAGGUAUGAUAAUAACUCAAAAAAGUGGCAGAAAAUUGAGGUUUUCGAUUCAAUAGUAUGAGAAAGUUUUGUUACUACAAAUAGUUGAAUUAUUAUAAAACUACUCUAUCCAUUUUGCUAUGAAAAGGUAUUUGACAUCGUUUACUACAGAUGCUUCAGCUCAUCAUCAAAAAGCUCUGAAAAUAAUAUUAUCAGUACUUUUUUUACCAAUAUAGAAAAGAGGAAGCUUGAUUCAAUAGGGAAAAAAAUUUCAGUAUUUGAGUCGGUUUUGAUAAAAUUAUGUUAUCUGUAAUAUUUCAAGAAAAUAACGUCUUUUUUCUCUUCAAACAAUUUUUCAGGAUGUUGCCAACAAAGCCAACGAAGAGGCUGGCGAUGGAACGACUUGUGCCACCGUUCUCGCCCGUGCUAUCGCUAAAGAGGUAUCUUUGAAAUAAUUUAGGCUUUGAAUAAUCGAUACCGAAUAGGGCUUCGAGAGCAUCAGACAGGGAGGAAACGCUGUUGAAAUUCGCCGUGGAGUUAUGAGUGCCGUUGAAAUCGUUGUCAAAGAGUUGAAGAAUCUCAGCAAAAAAGUUACUAGUUUUUUUUUUUGAAUCGAUACAUUUAGAAAUAUUAAGGUCACUACUCCUGAAGAAAUCGCCCAAGUAGCCACUAUUUCUGCUAACGGGGACACCAACAUUGGAAGCUUGAUUUCUGACGCUAUGAAAAAAGUCUGUAUUUUUCGCGAUUGAGGUAAUUUUCAAUUUUCGUUUUAGGUUGGAAACAAGGGAGUCAUCACCGUCAAGGACGGAAAGACCCUUCAUGACGAAUUGGAGCUUAUUGAGGGAAUGAAGUUCGAUCGUGGAUACAUUUCACCUUAUUUUAUCAACACCUCCAAAGGGGCAAAGGUAAGUUGAGCAAGGACAAGAAAUAAUUUUUCGAAAAACUCAUUCCCUUAAAUUUAUAAUUUUUGAAGGUCGAAUACGAAAAGGCUCUCGUUUUGUUGAGCGAAAAAAAGAUCAGCCAGGUUCAAGACAUCGUCCCAGCUCUUGAACUCGCGAAUAAACUUCGUAGACCGCUUGUUAUCAUCGCUGAAGACGUUGAUGGCGAAGCACUCACUACUUUGGUCCUCAACAGACUGAAGGUUCGGUUUAUUUCCGAAUUAUUUAUGUUUAUCAUUUAAAAUUUCAGGUCGGUCUUCAAGUUGUUGCUGUCAAAGCACCAGGAUUCGGUGAUAACCGUAAGAACACCCUUCGCGAUAUGGCCGUCGCUACUGGCGGAACGGUCUUUGGCGACGAUUCCAACCUUGUGAAACUGGAAGACGUCACUACCGACGAUUUGGGAGAGGUCGACGAAGUCAACAUCACGAAAGACGACACUCUCUUGUUGCGUGGUCGUGGAGACCACAAGGAAAUCGAGAAGCGUAUCGAGCAAAUCUCAGAUGAAAUCGAACAAUCCACUAGCGAGUAUGAAAAGGUUAAACUUUGUCUUUCUUAAAUUUUUGUACCCUUCGAUUAAAUAUUAUCAAAAUAUUUUAGGAAAAACUCAAUGAGCGUCUUGCCAAGCUUUCUCGUGGUGUUGCCGUUCUCAAGAUUGGAGGAGCUUCGGAGGUUGAGGUCGGAGAGAAGAAAGAUCGUGUCACUGACGCCCUCUGUGCCACACGCGCGGCAGUCGAAGAAGGAAUUGUUCCUGGCGGUGGAGUCGCUCUUAUUCGAGCUCUCCGCGCUCUCCAGAACUUCACGGCUCCCAAUGAAGAUCAGAAGAUUGGCGUCAACAUUGUGAAGAAGGCUCUUGUUCAACCUAUUUCCACGAUCAUCCGGAACGCUGGACUGGAUCCCUCUUCGAUCGUUGACCAGGUUUCUGCUAACGAGAAUGCUGCCUACGGAUACGACGCCCUGAACAACAAAUUUGUCAAUAUGUUCGAAGCCGGAAUCAUUGAUCCUACUAAGGUAUUUAAUUUUCUUUUUCAAGCUUUAUUUGAAUAAAUCGACGAACAUUUAGGUUGUUCGCACCGCUCUGCAAGAUGCUGCCGGAGUUGCCUCUUUGUUGGCGACAACGGAGUGCGUAGUUGUGGAGCUUCCGAAGGAAGAGCCUGCUCCAGGAGCUGGUGGAAUGGGAGGCAUGGGCGGAAUGGGAGGAAUGGGCGGCAUGGGAGGCAUGGGUUUCUAA
This is a messenger RNA of Caenorhabditis auriculariae, 2463 nucleotides long. The record is from the annotation of a GenBank genome assembly. NCBI's taxonomy places the organism in Eukaryota, Metazoa, Nematoda, Chromadorea, Rhabditida, Rhabditidae.